UCUCGCACGUUCUAGUACAUUGUGGGGUGCUGCGCCUGGCACGUGCUGGUGGGAGCGGUGGAGGAAGCAGUUACUGGUCCUGGCUGCACCAAACAUGGGGUCUGUGUUUGAAGAUCUAUCUGCUGAUCAGGCAGAUACUGGCACAAGUGAGAUUGAAAGCCUGUGCAUGAACUGCCAUAAAAAUGGCACCACCAGACUUCUGCUGACCAGAAUUCCAUUCUACAAGGAAGUGAUCCUCAUGUCCUUUGAGUGUCCCGAAUGCGGCUUCAAGAAUAACGAGAUUCAGUCAGGCCAGGAGAUCCAGGAGAAGGGAAUCACGCUCACGCUGCAGCUGACUUCGGCCACCGACAUGGACCGCACGCUGGUGAAGUCGGAGCACGCCUGUAUCCGCGUGCCCGAGCUGGAGCUGGAGAUCCCGGCCAAAAAAGCAGAGGUGACGACGGUGGAGGGCGUGCUGAGUCGGACGGCCGAGGACCUGGAGUCGGACCAGCCGGUGCGGCGCGCCCUCGACCCGGACGCCGCCACAAAGAUUGACGAGUUCGUCGGCCGGGUGCGGGACGUGCUGGCUCUCCGCACCGCGGCCACCCUGGUGCUGGACGACCCGUCUGGUAACAGCUACAUCGAGAACCGACUGGCGCCGGCAGCGGACCCGCAGCUGCUCUCGGUCACCUACACCCGCAGCCGCCAGCAGGACAAACUGGUCGGCCAGACGUCCACGUACGACCAGUACGAGUUUACGGACGGUUCGCAGCCGCAGGAGGACACGAGCCGGAUCGACCCCGACAAGGUCACGGCCGACCAGCUGAAGAAUGAAGUGCUCGUCUUCCCCACCAACUGUCCGUCGUGUUCUGCGCCCUGUCAGACCAACAUGAAGGUGACAGAGAUACCGCACUUCAAGCAGGUGGUGAUCAUGGCGACCAACUGUGAGAGCUGCGGCGCGCGCACCAACGAGGUCAAGUCGGGCGCCGGCCUGGAGGCGCGCGGCCGCCGCCUCACGCUGAAGAUCACCGAGCCGCUCGACAUGUGCCGCGACCUGCUCAAGUCGGAGACGUGCUCGGUGGAGGUGCCCGAGCUGAAGAUCCACGCCGGCGCGCACGCCAUCAGCGGCCGCUUCACCACCGUCGAGGGCCUGCUGGAGAACAUCAAGGACGACCUGCAGAAGAACCCGAUGUUCAGCGGCGACAGCCGGCCGGACGGUGACGUCCGCAAGCUGGCCGAGCUGUGUCGCCAGAUCGACGAGGUGAUCGCCUGCAGGCUGCCGGCCACGCUCGUGCUGGACGACCCGGCCGGCAACAGUCACAUCCAGAGCGUGACCGCCCCGGAGCCCGACCCGAGCCUCAGCGUCGAAGAUUACGAGCGCACCUUCGAACAGAACGAGGAGCUGGGCAUCAACGACAUGAAGCUGGACAACUACACGUGAUGGGGCCGACGGCCGCGCCGGACCUGGCUGGUCGGGCUCGCCGUCGACUCCGAGCCGCCGUGGCGAGGGGUGCAGCCCGCUCGUGCGCGCGCCUCGGGCACCGCAGGCGCGUGGGAAACCGGAGCGGUGGAAUGUGGACGGCUGCAUGGAUGUGGUCGUGGAUUUGUGAGGGUUGGUGGGACGGACCCUUCCAGCUCUGUCUGGAUGGCAGCGACACACGUUGGGUAAAAGACGUCAUGCGCUCUGGCCCUGAUCUUGUCGGGUUUGAUGUGUUUGUGCUGUUGAUGAUGGUUGUUAUGCUCAUAGGGUUUUGUAGCGACGGACAACCUGUUUAAGGUAUGGUGACAUUGCUAUUUGACGCAUUUUGUUCCACUCUGCUUUUGAAAGACGCUCCAUGUAGUGCAAAAUUUGAAAGCGGAUGAUGUGCUUUUUACAUGCGAUAUGUUCAGUGUACAUGAGACCAUUUUUUAGGAUAAGAUGAUAAAAUAUAUGAAUAAGAUUGA
Pollicipes pollicipes is the source of this 1923-nucleotide messenger RNA. It is a transcript of the gene Zpr1, whose product is annotated as zinc finger protein Zpr1. Bases 95 to 1420 code for a protein of 441 amino acids. NCBI's taxonomy places the organism in Eukaryota, Metazoa, Arthropoda, Thecostraca, Pollicipedomorpha, Pollicipedidae. Gene Ontology annotation, molecular function: zinc ion binding. The record is from RefSeq and is a predicted model, not a curated record. The transcript is spliced from 11 exons. Gene Ontology annotation, cellular component: nucleus.